Molecule: messenger RNA, 1750 nt
Organism: Cornus florida
Lineage: Eukaryota; Viridiplantae; Streptophyta; Magnoliopsida; Cornales; Cornaceae
Product: B-type cell cycle switch protein ccs52A-like
Exons: 9
Coding region: 686-1561 (291 amino acids)
Biological process (GO): positive regulation of anaphase-promoting complex-dependent catabolic process; positive regulation of ubiquitin protein ligase activity; anaphase-promoting complex-dependent catabolic process
Cellular component (GO): anaphase-promoting complex
Molecular function (GO): ubiquitin ligase activator activity; anaphase-promoting complex binding; protein binding
Source: RefSeq, a predicted model, not a curated record
ACUUGUCUCUCACGUUUUCCUUCUCUAUUUAGAAUUUCUUCCAUUAUCGAACUUGACGAAACUUGUCUAUCACGCGUCUCUCGAGAUAAGUUCAUCACACUCUCUUAUUCUCUAUCUAUUCGUUCUCUCUUGUUCUUUCCCUCGUCUUAGCUCAAUCUUCUUCAAUGCCGCCGCGCACAAUUUAUAGUGAUCGGUUCAUUCCGAGCCAAGCCGGUUCAAACUUUGCUCUCUUCCACCUCCCACAUAUCUCAAUUUCGUCUUCCAAGGGUCGUGAGGGUUCGUCCGGUGCGUAUGCGUCCCUGUUGCGGACCGCAUUGUUGGGCUCCGACUCAGGGAAGAAUUUUCCGAUUGAACCACCAAGUCAGAAUAUUUUACGGUACAAGUACGACAAUAGGCAGCCAAUUCACUCUUUAUUUCCUUUGGGGUUCGAUGAUCACUUUUCCAGGGUUAGUCAUAGUCGGGUUAAGGCUCCGAGGGAGAUUCCUAGGAAUCCUUAUAAGGUGAAUUUCUUGGUUUGGUUUUAUUUUGUUCUGUUUAAGAUGAUUUAAAUUUAUGGGUAUUGUAUUGAAUUGCUUUCUUUCUUUUUUCUUUUUUUUCUCAUUAGGUUUUAUAUGCACCGGAGUUGAAAGAUGAUUAUUACAGUAAUCUUGUUGACUGGUCCACGCAUAAUGUGUUGGCGGUGGGUAUGGGUAACUGUGUUUAUACAUGGAAUGUUUGCAAUAAGAAGCUGACGAAGUUGUGCGACUUCGAGGUGGAUGAAAGUGUGUGUUCAGUUAGUUGGGCUCAGCAUGGAACGAAUCUUGCGGUUGGAACUAACAAGGGCAAAGUCCAGAUUUGGGAUGCAUCUCGCUGCAAGAGGGUACGAACUAUGGAGGGUCAUCAAUUGAAUGUUUUUGCACUAGCUUGGAGUUCAUCUCUCUUGUCAUCAGGUGGCAAGGACAAGACCAUUCUUCAACGAGAUAUACGUGCUCCUGAAGAGCAUGUUAGUAAGCUAACUGGACACCAAUCAGCGGUUUGUGGAUUGAAGUGGUCUUAUGAUAAUCACCAGUUAGCAUCCGGUGAUAAUGAUGGUCAACUUUUUGUUUGGAAUCAACAUUCAACUCUACCUGUGCUGAAAUACUGUGAGCAUACUGCGGCUGUAAAAGCAAUUGCAUGGUCCCCCCAUGCUCAUGCGCUUCUAGCUUCUGGUGGUGGUACUGCUGACCAAUGCAUGCGUUUUUGGAACACGAUCAAUAACUCACACUUGAGCUGCAUGAACACAGGAAGCCAGGUAUGCAAUCUAGUCUGGUCAAAGAACUCCAAUGAGCUUGUCAGCACACAAGGGUAUUCCGGAAACGAAAUUGUUGUUUGGGAAUAUCCUACAAUGUCGAAGUUGGCAACUCUCACAGGCCAUACACACAGAGUUCUUUACCUUGCUAUCUCUCCGAAUGGACAGAAUAUUGUCACAGGAUCUGGAGAUGAAACACUUAGAUUCUGGAAAGUGUUCCCUGCUAGUAAAUCUAGUAAAUCUCAGAAUAUUGAAUUUGGAGCAUCAUCUCUUGGAAGAAGUCAAAUCCGGUGACACUGCAAUUUCUACCUCAAUUUAUAGGUGUAUAGAGAGAUUUAUAGAUGUAUAGAAGAUAUAGAGAGAUUUAUAGAUGUAUACAGGGGAGGUGUUACGGAUACUCUAUGACUACUCCCUUGCAUUGUGUAAGUAAUUUGUAAAUAAAUUACUAUUCUUAAAUAGUAAUGUAAUAAUAAUGUAUUAGUC